AUGUUACAAUACAAAUCAUCAUUCCAGUUCGACUGCUCCUGCAUGGGUUUAAAUAGCACUGCUGCUGUCCCACAGCCAGCACCGAUACCACGGCCCACGGCAGCGCUGCCUGGCACAGCAGAGGGGCACCCGGGCUGCACAGCAUGGGACCCAGGCCACACUAAGGGCACUUGGCCACAGCAGUACGCACGCUGCCUCCAGGCACCCCGGACUGGGAGAACCAGCUGCACAGAGCUGGCGAGGAUGAACCCGGACUCCGCACAGCCUCUGCAGAGAGGUCCCGAGCCGCCGCGCAAGCCCUCGGCCGCGCUGCAGGCCUUCAAGAGACUCGGCAUCCCCAUCAUUGCCGCUGUGCUGAGCGUCGCCACCCUCGUCGCCAUCGCCUUCCUGAUCAAGGGGCUGGUGGAGCGCUACUACUUCUUCUGCAGCAAAACCUUCAAGUUCAUCCCACUGCAGCAGCUGUGCGAUGAGCAGACCGACUGUUUCUGGGGCGAGGAUGAGGAGCACUGCGUGCAGCGGACCCCGCUCGGCCCCUCUCUGGGAGUCCGGGUGUCCAAGGACGGAUCCACCCUGCAGGUGCUCAACCGGGAGACCGGAGUCUGGUUCUGGGCAUGUCAUGAUAACUUCAAUCUGACGCUGGCCAGUGCAGCCUGCAAGCAGCUGGGAUACGACAGCGUCCCCACUUUCCAGGCCGUGGACACGGUGGACGUGCGGGGCUUGCCCUUCCGAGAGGUUACGCUGAGCAACGGCAGCCUCCACGUGCAGGACACGAGCAGGCAGUGCCUCUCGGGCUCCCGCGUUUCGCUCACUUGCUCCGGCUGCGGUGAAAGCCUCCGCACCCCGCGCAUCCUUGGGGGGGAGCGGGCCACGAUCGAGGCCUGGCCGUGGCAGGUCAGCUUGCAGUACCAGAGGGAGCACAUGUGCGGCGGCAGCAUCAUUGGCCCGCGCUGGGUCCUCACCGCGGCACAUUGCUUCAAGACCAACCCACGGACACAGAGCUGGCACGUGCAGGCCGGCUCCGAGCUGCUCUCCGACGCCAACACCAACACUGCCCUGGUGGAAAAGGUCUUCGUCCCGGACGGCACCUCUGUGAUCCCCCAGGGAGACGACAUCGCCCUGGUCAAGCUGCAGACGCCCUUGCGCCUGUCAGGCGUGGUCAAGCCCGUGUGCCUGCCCUUCUUCGACGAGGACCUCAACCCGGGCACCCCAGUGUGGGUGACAGGCUGGGGCUACACGAGGAGGAACGGUAAACUCUCCUCCGUGCUGCAGCAGGCAGAGAUCCAGGUGAUCGCCCAGAGCGUCUGCAAUGCCGUCAGCGCCUACCAGGGUGAGAUCACGGAGAAGAUGCUCUGCGCCGGCCUGCUGCAAGGCGGUGUCGACGCCUGCCAGGGGGACAGCGGCGGCCCCUUGCUGUACGAGCAGCAGCGCUGGCACGUGGUGGGGAUCGUCAGCUGGGGCCAAGGCUGCGGCGAGGCGAGCACCCCUGGUGUCUACACCAACGUGAAGGCCUACCUCGACUGGAUCCACACCGUGCAAAGGUCCGAGCAGUGAGGUGCCCGGGUGCAGGCCUGCUCCCCUUCCCUGCACCUCCCUUCCCUGUCUGACUGCUGCGCACAAGCUGCUGGGAGCCUGGCCUCCGCCCUCCACCCUGAUCCCCAUCCUGAAGGCCCAGCGGC
Molecule: messenger RNA, 1676 nt
Organism: Alligator sinensis (Chinese alligator)
Lineage: Eukaryota; Metazoa; Chordata; Crocodylia; Alligatoridae
Gene: TMPRSS4
Product: transmembrane serine protease 4
Exons: 13
Coding region: 1-1551 (516 amino acids)
Biological process (GO): proteolysis
Cellular component (GO): membrane
Molecular function (GO): serine-type endopeptidase activity; protein binding
Source: RefSeq, a predicted model, not a curated record